AUGGCCGCUUCGGCCCGCGGUUCCUUUCUCACGUCGCUAUACCACCAUGUUGUUCUGCCCCGACAGACCCCUGGGAAAGAGGACGGCGACCUUCACAAAAUCGAAGCGGCGCUCCUCGAUCGCCUGCUUGAUGCUGUGAAAGUGCUUGCUCCCAUCGUACUUCCCUCUCAUUUUCAAGCCGUGGAUGCCGUUCGACUGGCUCUCACCACCUGCAAAAUGCUCAACAUAGAUGGCAAAGUCGACAAGACCCUGCUCCUGAAGGAGUUUGGGAGUCUUGGCAAGACAAACGCUCUUAUCCUCUAUGUGACUGAACAGAACGCGGCUCUUCUCAUUUACCGACAGGAGCGUGGAUCCAGUGACAAUGACGCCGUUGUGUUCGAGGCCUUCGAAACUGCCGCACCUGCUUCGAAUAUUUUAGCUUCUAAGGGCGCAUUGCAAUGGGAUUUCCCAGGCCAAGCCGUUUCCAUUCCAUACCAAGACUUCUGCAACCCAGCUUUCCAGGACAGUCUGUCUGCGUUUAUUGAACAGGCCAGUAUCGAGUCGGUCAAGCAAUUCUCUGCUAUCACGCACAAAGCCCAGGCCCCUCUUCCUGAGAUUCGCGAUGCUGCCAACCCUGAUCUCGUUAGUGGCCUGUUGAUGACGAUUCUAGAGGCAAAUGGUACGGCGUCCUUUCCUCCAACUCUGCGGAAACGGGUUCGGGAUACGAUUUGCUGGGAUAAAGCACACAAACCAUGGCGGAGAUCACCUUUUUAUCUAACACUUCGCGUCGCUAUCCAACGGCAUUUGUCUAAGAUGCUAGGAGACUAUGCCGGCCGGAUGUAUUAUAAGGUUCUGAUGUGUAUCUUCAUGUCGCGAUUCUUGGAUUCUGCCUUGGCCUACAUGGCACCUGAAGCGAGCCAUACCUUGAUCCAGAAACUCUGUGUCCGGCUCGCAAAGCUUGAAGUCCACCGAAAGAACACGGUUGGCCCGGCUAGGGAUGCUUAUGAUUGGAUCUUGCAACACAUUCGAGAGAACUUGGAGAAAUCGCUGAUAUCGGCCAAGAACUAUCUUGAGGCGCAGUGGGAGACAUUUAAGAGGAGGACCCAGCGAAUCAUCCAUCCUCUACCCCAAUAUGCAAAUCCUGCCUCUCAAACGUUGAAAUUACCUCUGAGCGGCCAGUUCCUUGAUGACAUACUGUGGAAGAGGCUAGCUAGUAUUCCAAGUCACGGUGGGGCACCGUACGAACUUGUCAAGAGGUACGAAUCCUCCGUCGCCACUAAAAAGCCUUUUACAGUUAUUGCUCGUCGCUAUCUUGAGCUAUCCGAAUUCGAAGAGAAAACCAUGAGUUCUGUGGAUAUUUACGCCAGCUCUACAUCAGACUGCGAGGCUCGCUGCAUCGACCUAGCGGAAACCAUCGAAGCCUACUUGAUUGAGGUUGGCGAUUCCUUCGACGAAUUCCCAGAACUAAAGAGCAAGACCCUCUUGAACAUUAUGGAAUUAUGGGUUGUAAUGGAUCAAAACGCUCUUGGGUGCUAUGAACUCUUAAGUCUCUACCACCCGGGUUUCGACGCCGCGAUCCUGAACGACCUCCACCUCUUGUCACUUGACGACAUGAAACGUGUACAGAGUGUUCAGAGUUACCUUUUAAGGCGCACGCGGGCUUGGAAUGGCACUGGUUCCAAGACCAUUUUCGAUGAUCCUGCAGAGGACUCGUUCGCGGCCCGCUUCUACGAGAAUUCUUCCCAUCUCAGGAAACUCCGUCGCACAAUUGAAGAUCGGGCCGAGCGUGACCGCACAGAGAAAGAGGCAGAAUGGGAGGAAAUGAGUCGCCAUCACGAAUCCUUGAUGAAGCAGAUUGCAGAAGCCUCCUGUGUCUAUACUACCUACACAGCAUUUGACGGUGAGGUUAUCCGUGAGCACAAGAAGGGUUGUUACAAGCAUCGAUUGAAAUGGGAGGCGAAACAGGUCAAAAUCAAGAUUUUUGAACAUCCUCUACCAAUGUAUGAGCCAGCGGCGAAGGCUGCACUCUUCGAGCUAGCUAUCCCAGGAGCAUUUGCGGCGUACCGAGAUGCAACUUGGCUGGUUCUUUCUACCCUGGCCUAUCCUAAAGUGGAUCCAGUCGACAACGUGCCCCUUCUUCGAAACUAUUCUGAGCUUGCGCGCUAUGCAAAUCGACGCGGCCCACAUGUUUCUCUGGGGUCUUCAGCCAAGUCUCACUUAGACUGCCAUUACGCAGUAUCAUCCUUUCCGGUUUCGUUGCGGGCGAUCUGUCGUCCUUGUGGCCUGAAACUGAACUAUUAUGACAGCCGCAGCGGCACAUGGACGUCUCGAGAAGGUGCGCCUUCGUUCUCGUUCUACUUCCCUCUCAAAAUCCCGCCCAAUUCACCUUAUCGUUCUCUUCAGCUAUCGCACCUGCACCAUACAUGGCCUUCCUCCAACGAGAUCUUGGCUAGUCAGACACAGUGCCCAGGAGAUCUCAAUGUGCACGAAUUUAUGGCUUGGCAAGGCUUGUUGGCAAACACUCAUUUGCGAUGGCUAUCUCUGCUGCGUGAGCUGGGCUCGACCAAUUUGAACUUCUCAACAGAGUCCACAUGGGGUAUUGUAUCACGAUUAAUACUCCAUGCCGGCCCAGCGUCUACCAAUAACCCCUUCAGAGACGUUCACGCGGCCCUCAAUGACGAAUCUUUUUGCUGCAAACUCCUCGAACAGAUUAGUCAACGCCUCGAAGCGAUACGUCGCAAUUAUAGGGAACCAAUUCAGAUGGAUACGCUCAUUUCAAUGCUCCUCAAGAUUAGUUUCUUUACUUCGGCGACACCGAUACGGAGUGAGGCAGUCAGACUACUCCACUCCAUUCGCAGCAUAACCUCUGGUUGGUGUGCCGACAUUCUUGCAUUAGCCAACGAAACUUCAACAGAGACGUCAAAUUUCGGAAUUUGGGCGUCCGUUCUGUGCAAACGCACUUUCCAGCUAUACCCACAACUCGAGCCCCAGUUGGAUCAUGAAGCGUUGCAACACUUAAUUGAGGCAUCAAUCUCUCUGCAGGACAAUCUCAUCGGAUCUUUCGACGAAUUUCCUUUUUCUUUGCGAAGUGCAAUCAUAAACGACUUGGUUUUCACUUUCGGUAUUCGUUCUCGCCUCCGUGAUGCUAUAUUAUCCAAUCCUAAGGCGAUGGUUGAUGUGCUAUCCAAGAAAUGGCCUGUUCCAGAGGGCUGCAACAGUCAUUCAGUCAAUCUGGAACCUAAUGCGGGUUCAUGGUGGAUUCGGUUGAGCUUUACGUCAACCGAUGAAGAGACUAGCCAUAAUGUUCACUACGACUUCGUCUACGGGCGUCUUUUGAUCAAUGGGAAGCAGUUGGGAGUUCUCCCUUCUGAAUAUCGCCAGACGCCAACGAUACAGAACUUGUUUGGAACGCAAAUCCUUCGAGUGCGCCCGUCUUCUAUGCCAGGGAUGUCUCUUAUGAUUGACCGUUGCAUGCCAAAUGGGUGUUGGGUUCACCUUGGUUUCCGCAAUGGACAGCACUUAAUCUUAAGGGCAGAACAUAACGGAUCGGUGCUUGAAUACAUUCCUCGGGAUAUAUUUAGAAAUCCUGCCCAGUUCGACUUGCCUGCAUCGCUCGUUUUGAACUGUCAUCAUUGGCUCAACCUCCAAACUGGAGUUUUGGAGAUUCGGCAAGAACACUUGUGGAAGUCAAAAAUUGGGAAUUGGCUCAUCCAUGUCCCAACUCGCCGUGCCACGAGGAGGGCAUCAAAACUUAUAGAUCCCAACAGUGACCUUGCAAAAUUAGUCAUGCAAAACUUUCACUUGUUCGAGCAUCCUCACCACGUCACCAUAUAUCAACCAGGAAAGGGAUCCUUGGCGGUCGAAUUGAAGCGCCUUGAAUUAACCUUUCGUGUUAAUACCAAGGGGCUGCUGCAGUGUCGUCAACUCGGUGCUGAGAUUGUGGAAUCCAGGCGCCAGGACCCUGGAACAUGGUAUGGACUGCAGAGCAAGUUAGUUAUUCAAUCCGUCAAGAACUGGCGUCAACGAAGCAUCCUUGUUCCUAUGGGGCCGUUUAAUGUCCAACGCCAUAAACAGCACGUCUUGAUUGAGAUUCAGAACCAAGGCAACUACUUGAUGUUUGGGAUCAAUGAAGUGCUGGGGCGAGUGGAGUGCCCAGCGGAGCCGCGAUUACUUUACACAAAGGCGUUGUGGCAUGCCUAUACAUCCCACUUUCUUCCAGAUCCGCUCACUGAACGAAUAGGAGUUGACGAAGCUCUCUAUUGCCUCCAGACGGGCUCAUAUCAGCCUUGGAGUCCCCUCGAUGCCAAGAACCUUGAAAUCUUGCGACAUAUUGCAGAACUCUCUCCAGGUCGCGGAUACUAUCCUAGCAACCUCAAAUAUAUGGAGGCGGUUUCCUGGAAUCCAGAGCUGACCACCACAAUUCAAGAUGAUAGAUAUCGGCUUCUUACGGAGAAAAUAUGCGAGAGAUCUUCGAAUCUGGCACUCUUUUCAGACGGAUAUGAUCAAAGCACUCAUAAAUUUCCAUCUGGGAAUGAGCAUCUGGAAUGCCGAGCUAUAGCGAGGAUAUAUGGCCAACCGCCUGGGGAAGAUGUUCUUUAUCAUCCCAGGGAUGGCCGCUUUCAAACCGAUUGUCGGCUGAAUGUUGCCGUUGUAACGAACCUACUGCUCAGGCCUCCUUCUAUUCUCUCGAAUACAAAAGAUCUGAGUUCGCUGCUAGAAGAGUUCCCUGUCAUUGGGGGAUUCGUUCGACCGUUUGACAAAGUACAGAUCUCGGACCUCCUGUCCGUCAACUUUGGAGUAGACUGGGGCGCCCUAGUUCGCACCAUUCUGAAUUCAAGCGGCCAGGACAAAUAUCGACUAAUUUUCUUGCUAGCACCAAUGGCAUUCUCCUCUCGGGCUAGAAUGGAUCUAAUCCGGGUGAUAGUUGCCUACAUACUCCUUCCAGGUCUCAGUUCACUCCACCCCCCAACUUGUCCUUCCUAUAUUCGAUAUAAUGGCACGGAAGUACCAACAGUCGAAUAUCUUGCGGAUUUGAUGAAGGAGGCGAAAUUACCGUACAUCGCAGGCGAGCAGACAAGUGGCGCGCGGCCAGGUCAACUUGCUCUGAAGAGGAUUGAGUAUGAUAAAGAAGCACAGCGAAGCUGUACUGCUCUCGCACGAUUUAUUCGAUCCCAAUGGCCCAGUGAGAAACUUCAGCUGAAGAUACCUUCGGCGUACAACGUCAGCAAUGCGCACUUAGACGUCGAUGAGGCUCUUGAGCGAGUCCAACCAGAAUGGUUACGUCUCACGCAAAAUUUUGAGCUUGCAAAAUACCUAGAACAAGUGCAGCUUGUUCUAGAUAAAAAUAGUGGCCCUAUGUUAGACAGUACAGAUACUGCUAGUUUCGUGGCUGUUGAACCUUCUACCCCCCCUCGCCUUUAUGUAAAGUCAAUGAUGGGAAGAGAGGUUCCUAGUUUGCCAGAACUGUUAAGUAAAGGAACCGAUUUCUCACUCGCUUGGGUAUCCAAAAAAUCCGCCGUUUGCGACAGUGCUACCGGCUCGAGCCGUCCGCUGGGGAAAUUCGUAGGAAGCACCACACCAGCGGCUUUCCCGUCGCCGCGAAUUCAAGAGCUCGAAAGUAUCGUGGCGAGCCUAGGUAAAUCAACUUCUAUGGUACAGAGGCAGUAUGGGCGAGAACUAGAACAAAGUAUCAGCGCUCUACGUUGCCAAGAAUCUAGACCGCAAACCUCAUGCGAGUCAUUCAAUCCAACGGGAUUCUUCAACCAGAUUAAUGAAGCGAAAAUCAAGGCGCGUAAGGUGCUCGAGCAUAUUCGGACAGCGCUGCAGCAGGAUGAUCCACGAGCCAAAUGGAUGAGAUAUGGUGGGCUUUGGCCGAGCAUUACUUUUGUUACUCUACUCUCUGAGCUGCGGUCCACAUCGGAAAUAGCGUUCGGGAAGGGAAUGAAGGAAAUCCUCGUCAAUAUGGGUUUAGCGAUUACAUCAUAUCAGCGCCUAUUGAGGAUCGAGGAUGCGUAUCGUAAGCGAAGGGAACAGCAACUACUUGACGAGAGAAUUAAUACUGGCCAUCAGAACUGGUCGCCAUUGGAGUACGUUGACUGGCUACUUUUGGAAGUGGAAGGGAACAUCUUGAUUCGACCAGAACAAGUUGAGGUGGCAUUGGCUACAAUAUCACCAAAAUCUGGAGAAAAUUCUGUCCUGCAGCUGCUAAUGGGUAGAGGGAAAACAUCUUGCAUUCUGCCAAUGGUGGCGUCUAUUCUUGCAGAUAGGAAACGAUUGCUACGAAUAGUUGUGCCCAGACCCCUUCUCCUACAAUCCGCCCAGAUCAUGCAAUCUAAAUUAGGAGGUCUCGUAAAUCGUCAGGUCAUUCACAUUCCAUUCUCUCGAAGAACCCCAACCAAAACCGGGCACAUUCGAGCAUUUAGUCAGCUACAUGUACAGAUCCAACAUGGUAGCGGAAUCAUCUUAGCACUCCCGGAAUGCCUCCUCUCAUUCAAACUGAGUGGAUUGCAACGAUUAGUAGAUGGCGAGACUAGAGAGGCAAUGCUGAUGAUAAAAACCCAAGAAUGGCUGGACAAGCACUCCAGAGAUGUUUUAGAUGAGUGUGACGUGUCGCUCGCGAUUCGGACACAGCUUAUCUAUCCCUCUGGAUCGCAGAUGACAUUCGAUGGACAUCCUUUUAGGUGGCAAGCGGUCCAGGCCGUCCUUCGCCUUAUUUGGUCCUAUCUCCCAGAUCUAGUCCAUAGAUUCCCUCGGAGUAUUGAGGUCGUUCAGCGAACCCAGGGCAGUUACCCACUCAUUUACUUUCUCCGCAAAGACGUUGAAAACUACCUUGUGGCCGAGAUGGUUGAUGCUAUUUGUAGAGGGCAAACCACGAUCAUGCCUUGCACGGAAUACUCGGCGGGUGCAAAGGCGGACAUAAAAGAAUUUAUUUCAUCCGCUAAAGUCAAUACUGAUUUAGUGAGGCGGGUUAAUGAGGUCUUCAAAGACAACCUGAAUUUGAUGAAGGUCAUGUUCCUCCUCCGUGGGCUCUUUGUUCAUCGAAUCCUGCUCUCGGCAUUGAAGAAACGAUGGAGUAUUCAAUUUGGUCUUCACCCGUCGCGAGAUCCGAUCGCGGUCCCAUAUCACGCGAAGGGUGUGCCAUCACCCUCGGCUGAAUGGGGUCACCCGGAUGUCGCUAUCAUCCUAACUUGUCUCUCAUUCUACUAUCAAGGCCUCAAUGUCAAUCAGUUCAAGCAAGCCCUAGAGCAACUCCUGAAGUCUGACGAGCCAAGUAUUGAAUACGAAAAAUGGGCUACUAAGGCACUACCUGAAGGCAUGCGUGACUGCAACGCUAUAAAUGUGGAUGACAGCUCUCAAUUACGGGGCCUUCACCAACAUGUCCGCUUUAACGUAUACCUCCUCGAGUUCUACCUGAAUCAUUUUGUUUUCCCAAGACAUGCAACGCAAUUUAAGAGCAAACUGCAAGCUUCAGGUUGGGACCUAGUUCUCUUCAACCCGAGCACGAAGUCAGCCUGCCAGACAACUGGGUUCUCCGGAACGAACGACGCCCGACAUCAACUGCCCAUGACGAUCAAGCAGAACGAUCUUCCGAAGCUCUUACAUACAAAUGCCGAAGUUCUAUCGUACCUGCUUGAAGCUCGGAACCGACACUAUGUCCUUGCUGUCGACGCGAACAAUGCACGACUGGGCGAGAAUGCGUUGCUAGAGAAAUUCCUGAAUCCUUUCGGCAAGAGGUACCAAAUCAGUCUAGUUUACCGGGAGGAUAGAAUUAGGAUCUUGAUCGACGCCGGAGCGCAGAUCCUUGAACAUGACAACCGUGGCCUGGCAGCAGCAUGGCUCAAGAUUGAUCAUGAAGCGGCAGCGGCAGUGUAUUUUGAGUCUGAUCAUCGGCCUUGGGUUUUGUAUCGGAAAGGAAUGCAGGUGCCAUUGGUCGCAUCUCCAUUCGCAGAGACCCUUGAGAACUGUCUUGUCUAUCUAGAUGAGAGCCACUGCAGGGGAACUGAUCUCAAGCUUCCUCCAAAUGCAAGGGCAGCGUUAACCCUGGGACCGCAUCUAACGAAGGACGCUUUGGCUCAAGCUGCCAUGCGGUUACGCCUACUUGGGAAAACACAGUCUGUGACAUUCUUCUCACCGCCAGAAGUGCACCAGAGUAUUCUAGAUCUCCGGAAUAAACGCGACGAUCAAAUUAUUGAUUCAUCAGACGUCAUUUACUGGUUGCUAGAGCAAACCUGCAACGGAAUAGAGCAACUGGAACCCCUGUACUUCAACCAAGGAGCUAGCUACCUUCAACGCGUCAAUUCUAAGCUCUGUAAUCCAGACUAUCUUCAGAACGCGUCUCAGCGGAAGGAGUAUCUAUCAGUCAUACAGUCGAAAGAGUUGCAAACGCUGAAGGAGCUCUAUGAACCUAAACACCCCAAACGCGGAGCGGAGUGCAAACCUUCAAGCUUUCCACAAGCUCUCCGCGGAUAUGCUGAGGAGCUUCAUACUCGUCGCAAAAACUUCCAAGACCGCGGCAUCGCCGUCCACAGUUCUGCGUUGGAGGAAGUAGAGCAAGAGCGCGAGGUAGAGUUCGAGGUCGAGAGUGUGCGUGAAAUUCAGGUUCCAGUGCACUUCACAGCGCUGAAAUUCCCGAAGCUUCACCAAGAUAUCGAGGAUUUUGCGAUCACGGGAAGGAUGCUUGCUAGCAGUGAAGCCUUCAAGCCAGCCUUUUUUGCUCUACAACAAACCGCACUAGGCAAGAAGCAGGGUUCCAACAUCACCGCUACUUCAAUGGUUUCUGGACUUUUUGUUUCAACACAAUUCUGCCGCACAGUCAAAGUCCCGGAGCCGAACGACAACUUCCUUCGCCCGUGCCAGUGGAUUCUUUGGAGUCAUUCAGCUGAAGUGGCUUUAAUAGUCAGCCCGGAGGAAGCUAACCUCCUGAUCCCCAUUCUUCGCGGGAGCUCCAAGAUUCUUCCUGCUAGAGCCCAUUUGAUUAUCUACGCAGCCCCGGUUACGCGUCGUAUGCUGCACUUCAACAAUCUUGACUACCAUGCGACGCCUCCAUUGCCACCAAACUUCAAGAUCCCAGUCUGGGUCAAGAUUCAGUUGGGCAUCUUCUCUGGACGUCUCUACUUCGAGUGGAACGAGUAUCAUGAGAUGCUCGCAUACCUUGGUAUUAACAGUGGCCCUGUUUCAGGCGAAAAUAUACAGACUGCCAGACAAGGAGUGUUUACAGAGAAACCCCUCACGUUCCUUCAGGAGUGGCUUGCUGUCAGGCGUAAAGGGCAGGAUUUCGAGCACACACCCAUGGGCUUCGUCACUACGGGAAAGCCGCUGUCUCGGGAUCAUCCUUUCUUCAUGUCUCCAUCAAUCAAUCGUGAAAUGGACCUUAACGAGCCUGCCAGGCCACACCACAAGGUUACCGAUCUUGAGGACGACUCAGACAGAGAGUCAGAGGCCGAGGUAGAUGAAGAAGGUCACGGGUAUGAUGAAUUUUAUGAUGCAGAAGAGCUACAACAGCACGAAGAGGGAGGUGCAGACUGGCAUCAGGAAGGCUUUGACGAAAAUGACAACAUUUUCUUCGAUGGUGCGAAUUCGGCUCUGUUGAGUUAGGUGUGGUGAUGUGCGAUAGAUGUGGGGCGAUGUGUAAGGGAUUAGGUAGCGGUGUAGUUAGUAGUUUCAUACAGGGAAUGGGAUUUUCUUCCUG
This is a messenger RNA of Lindgomyces ingoldianus, 9667 nucleotides long. RefSeq lists its product as uncharacterized. The transcript has 3 exons. Bases 1 to 9573 code for a protein of 3190 amino acids. NCBI's taxonomy places the organism in Eukaryota, Fungi, Ascomycota, Dothideomycetes, Pleosporales, Lindgomycetaceae. The record is from RefSeq and is a predicted model, not a curated record.